AUGAAUCGCUUGGAUGCACUUGAACCACAGUGGCCACCCGGGUCAUUAUUGCGGGAGGAUAACACGAAUGAGAACCAUAGUCGAGCAAUUGUGUUGAAGGCACAAAAGGCAAAAUCAUGGAAUCCUCUCAAGCUUCUUGCUAUUAGCUCCAUCUCUAUAGCGCUAUGGGUUGCGAUAAGAGCAAGAGACUUAAUCCAGCCUCAAGAUAUCGACCCAUUGGACUUUGCGGCUCGAACGACCAAAGUGUUAUCGGAGAUACCUCUCAUAGACGGACAUAACGAUCUCCCGUUUCUUGUUCGACUACAACUCAACAAUCAGAUUUAUGGCGACAAUCUUCCAUUUGGCCAUGGACUUGCGUCACAUACAGACCUUAAGCGGAUGCAGCAAGGCAAAGUGGGUGGACAGUUCUGGUCUGUCUUUGUAGAGUGUCCCAAAAUACUUCAUCUUGACGAUCCAAAUCAUAGCGUUCGUGACACCCUUGAGCAGAUUGAUGUUGCAAAGCGCUUGGUAGCGGAAUACAGCGAGCUACAGUACUGCGAGACAGCAGCAUGUGCUAGGCAAGCCUUCAAAUCAAAGAGAAUAUCUUCUAUGCUGGGCGCCGAAGGACUUCACCAGAUCGGUUCAUCUAUUGCCGUGAUUCGGCAAAUGUAUGAGCUCGGAGUGCGCUAUAUAACUCUAACUCAUAACUGUGACAAUGCAUUCGCUACUGCAGCCACUACAGUAACCAACACAGGUAAAGAUAGUGGACUGAGUGAUUUUGGACGCGCUGCGAUUCGCGAAAUGAACCGACUAGGCAUGAUGAUAGACCUCUCCCACACGUCUCACCGAACAAUGCGAGAUACCAUAGCUGUGACUCGGGCACCGGUGAUAUUCUCCCACUCAGCGUGCUAUGCGAUUGCGAAGAGUUUGAGAAAUACCCCUGACGACGUUCUCCAAAUGCUCCCGCAAAAUGGUGGCCUUAUCAUGAUCUUUUUUGCGAACAAGUUCAUUCGACCUGACAACCCGGAGAAAGCCAGUUUAGAAGAUGUGGUGGAUCACAUAUUCCAUGCUGCCUCCAUCGCCGGCUGGGAUCAUGUUGGAAUUGGCAGUGAUUUUGAUGGGACACCUAGCGUUGCUAAUGGAAUUGAUGAUGUCUCGGCAUACCCGAAGCUCAUUGAAGCUAUCAUGCGACGCGGUGCAACGGAUGAGCAGGUGAAAAAGCUAGUGGGAUUAAAUAUUCUGCGUGUUUGGGCGGAAAAUGAGAUUGUGUCGGCUCAAAUUCAGGAUAUGAAUUCACACGAUAAGGGGCGGUCCCCGCUUCUCAUACCGCCCCCCAUCUUCUUCUCCUGUCUUGCGAUCAUCGGCAACCUUGCGCUCGGUGUGUUGGACGAGACAUCCCCCAUGAGUCAAUCCUCGGGGAUGCAGCAUCAGCUGUCUUUUAAUUCUCCAUCCAUGCUAGAAGCCAUCCGGCCAACUCUCCAACCAAAUAGCCACCCAAAUAAGGGCUAUCAAGGCUCUUCUUCUUUGGACUCACUAUUAGGCAACGUGCGCCAGCAAACCAUGUUGCUUGGGGAUUUGGAGGCCGGUUCGACCUUGCUUCCGGUCGGGCGGGAUGAUGAGGGGCCAGCUUACUCUACGACUCAUUUCAUGAACAAUGCUUCGACAAUCGAGGGAGCACAGUUGUUGGAAACACUUACCAACUCCAAAAUACACAACACCAUUGACCGCUUCUUCUCUGACUGGAAGGGAAACGGACUCGAGUCCCAUGUUGGUGCCUUCCUCAUUCAGCCAUUUGCUGAUGCAGUUAUUGGAGAAAUUGUCGCUCUACAGCAUUCUCAAAAUGUUCGACCCGAUCUGUUAGCCUUGUCCCAGCGUUUGUUUGAAAAUAGCAGCCGCGCUGUGGAUAUACAUCGUUUGAUGACGCUGCAGGGCUUCAUCGACCAAUAUACGGGUGCGAAUCUCCGCUGGGAGACAAUGGGGGUAAUCCUCACACUUGUUGGUAUUGCCGCAACUGAGUUUCGUGCACCAUAUCCUCUGUACCGAACCGAACAAGAACGACAGACACUUAGGAUGAACCUGAUUCAAUUUGGAAACAAAUGUGCAAUCUUUUGCGAGACAUUGGAUGUCCUCAACGACGUUCAUAUUCUCUUUCUAUAUCAGACGUUCCAGGUGCAGUCUGUUUUUUACGGAGACCAAAGUCUUAAAACGUGGCGUCGACUCAACGACGCAGCCUGUGCUCUACUCGCCGCUGGACUUCACGAAAGCAUCCAAGAAGCACGCGAUAUUCCGUUCUUUCUGGGUGAAGUACGAAAACGUAUCUUUUCCCGCUUAUACAGUAUCGAUAUCAGCUUAGCGACAUUUCUCGGACGACCACCACGCAUGAGCAAAAAGUUUUGCUGUAUCAACUUACCUCUCGAUAUUGACGAAAGAUGUUAUUCCCUCUCGGACCCUACUCUUAGUAGAGAGCUGGAAAAGCUUGACCAGGCCGGAUGGAACUCGCAGGGUCACAUCCGAGCGAGCGCAGUUAUGCGAUGGUCAACUAUUACAGCAAUGAUUCGAGAAGAGACCUUGGAAUUACUUCUGGGAGGCAACAUAUCUAAUAUGCAACGGCGAAUAAUUGACUUGCACGACGACAUCAACGAGGCAUGGGAGAACCUCCCCUCCUUUCUAAGGGUGUCAUCUCACGAACUUUGGGAUAGCCAAAGGCCCCGCCCAGAAUUGGAAUGCUUACAUAUGGUUCGAAUUUUAUAUCUACAGUCUGCAUUCUUGAUUGAGUGGGCAGCGUGGCGGCAUGGAAUUCAACAGUCAAGCUUAUUUCGGUCUGCAUUGGAACUGAUUUGCUCAGUCAACGACGCUUUGAUCCGACGGGAACAACUGCCAAACCUGGGCUUUAUAUCUCUAGCCUGGAGAGUGGCAUCAUGUGCUCUCCCAGCGGCGGGGGCCCUCGCACUAUACCUUCUGCAACCAUCGUCCCGAUGUCGGUUCAAGGAACUAGACUCACCGUCUCGACGACGGGUAAUUGAGAAUCUCUCCGUUCUGAUUGCACACAUGGAUAUUUUGCAUAGCCCCAAUGACGGUAAUUUCAAAUUGUUUUCUCAGGCCAAACGCUCUCUCCAGUCUGUUGUGGACAUGCUAUUACAGCCGCUGAGCCCACUUGGCAUGGAGGCGUCAUCUACAAACAUAAAUAGCGAGCUGCCCUCGGCGGACUGGAUGGUGCCUGAUUAUUGUGGAUUCGAUGGCGAUUUCUGGGCGAAUUUUCCCGAUUGCCUCUAUACAGAAGAGAAUAACGAUCAUGCACUUGUAUGA
Messenger RNA from Penicillium robsamsonii, 3285 nucleotides. Its product is annotated as transcriptional regulator family TF. Bases 1 to 3285 code for a protein of 1094 amino acids. NCBI's taxonomy places the organism in Eukaryota, Fungi, Ascomycota, Eurotiomycetes, Eurotiales, Aspergillaceae. Gene Ontology annotation, biological process: proteolysis. The transcript is spliced from 14 exons. Gene Ontology annotation, molecular function: metallodipeptidase activity. The record is from RefSeq and is a predicted model, not a curated record.